CUGCAGGUGGCGCAGGUGCUUAAAUGCAGCGACGCGCCAGCCCUGCGUCGCACUGCCAAACGCUAAGCGCACGCGUCCCGACCUCGCCGCUCCCGCACUUCGGACCCGUCAUGUCCCAGCGGUACCCCAUCAGCAUCCGGGUAACCGGAGUCAUGGAGAAGGACAAGAAAAAAAUGUACAUCGCCUCGGUGCUCUGGUCCGACGAGGACGAGAUCGUCGUCUACAGGACUCUCGAGGACUUUAAGAAGAUGCACAAGCUCCUCAAGAAAGCCUUCCCCGGCGGGAAAAAAUCCGAGCGAAUCGUGCCCAAAUUUCACGUGGGCAAGAAGAGCAAAGCCGCCCAGAAGAACGGCACCGGCAAGUCCCUCAAUUACCUCAACGCCCUGCAGAAGUACUGCAACCGACUGCUGAGCUGCGAUCCGCAGGUCAACCAGUCGGUGCACCUCAUCCAGUUUCUCCACCCCAAAAAUGAGGAACUGCAGCCGGAGUACGCCAGGAACGGCAUCAUAAUUACGCCCCCCGAAAGCCAAGCCCAGCAGCAGCAAAUUCUCAGCCAGGGCGCCAACGUGACCCAACCCUUCAGCACGGAGACUUAUCGGUGCGUGGCCCCCUACGAGACCAAGGACACCAAGAACAAGCCCUUCAAAAUAGCGCUGAAUGAAAAAGUCGACGUGCUCAUCAAGGACAAAGCAGGUUGGUGGCUUGUGGAGAACGAGGACAAGUGCUUGGCCUGGUUUCCUGCGCCGUACCUGGAGAGGACGGACGACGAACCCGAAGAGGACGACAUCGAUGGACUUCCCGAAAGAGGACUCUUUUACACGGUGACCAAGAGCUACAAAGCCACCAACGAUGACGAAAUGACAGUGAGCGUCGGCAACUCGGUGGAGGUGCUGCAGAAGUCGGAGAACGGCUGGUGGCUCAUCAGAUACCAAGGCAAGGCCGGCUACAUCCCAAGCAUGUACCUGAAGCCCCCGAGCCACGGCCGCGUGGCAGGAGGCCAGCGCCAGCGCAGGACCCACACCCUCCUGGCCCCUUCCAACCUGGCGGCGCAGUCGCAGAUGAUGAGCCGCUCUCAAGAAAAUCUGCAGCAGCCGAACCUCGCCAGGCCCACCUCACCCAAUCUCCUUCGACCCCAAAGCAAGCAAUUUUCAAAAUCCACCGAGGUCCUGAGCCCACCUGCGCCGGCCGCCGACACGCUUCCCAGACCUGGACGCGCCCCGUCUCCCGCGCCGGGGCGGGCCCCGUCUCCCGCUCCGGGGCUGGCCCCGUCUCCCAAGCCGGGACGGGCCCCGUCUCCCGAUCCGGGGCGGGCCCCGUCUCCCAAUACGAAACACGCCGCUCCUCCCAACGCAAGCUACGUCCCGACGCCCAUAAUCACGGUGGAGAACGACAUGGAUACCGAUCUUCCGAGUAGCCCGACUGGGGACAGCGAGGAAGAGUUCACAAGCGACAGCGAAUUCAGCAGUGACGAAUUCAGCUCGUCCUCAGCCAGCACCAGCGUGACGCUGAGCAUGAGCACCGACGACUACCGCCUGCGCCACAGCCGCACCCCUCCGCCGCCGGGAAGGAACAACCUGAAUCCGGAGCGCGCUCUGGGCGGCAAAAUGACCCCCGCCGUGUCCGACCCCGUCCUCUUCAAGAGCGUCUCGGCGCCCAAGGUGCCGCCCAGGCCGCGGACCAAAGAGAUCCUCAACCGCUGCACCACCAUCACUCGCAAGAACGCCAACAGAUCUCCGAGCCCGACGCAGACGCCCAUCCAGAGUCAUUAGAAGUGGCCAAAGUCGGACGACGCGGCACAAACCGUUCGGAUGGAGCGUCAUUUGUAAAAAAAGUGUCCAUUUACGCUUUUGUAGCACCUUUGCAGCUAGGAACGUAUCACUCAAGUCUUUCCAGUCUCUUCAGAGUAUAUUUUCCAUACUGGAAAACUUUUGUUGAGCCUUCAUCAAUGCAUUUAGAUGUGGAACUUUUUUUUUUUUUUUUUGUAUGUACCCAAAGAUAAUUGUGUGUCAAGAAUGCUAGAUUUGGAAAUUGACUGUGGGUGUGUUGCGGUUUCUUUGCUUCGGACAUAAUAAAAGGACAGUGAUCAACUGCGCAACGCGACUUCCGACACUUUUCUUCGUUUCAGUCCGCCGUGG
This is a messenger RNA of Syngnathoides biaculeatus (alligator pipefish), 2135 nucleotides long. RefSeq names its product NADPH oxidase organizer 1a (gene noxo1a). The record is from RefSeq and is a predicted model, not a curated record. The transcript is spliced from 8 exons. Gene Ontology annotation, molecular function: protein binding; superoxide-generating NADPH oxidase activator activity; phosphatidylinositol binding. Lineage: Eukaryota; Metazoa; Chordata; Actinopteri; Syngnathiformes; Syngnathidae. Gene Ontology annotation, biological process: superoxide anion generation. The coding region runs from base 24 to 1769 and encodes 581 amino acids.